Molecule: messenger RNA, 3748 nt
Organism: Dermochelys coriacea (leatherback sea turtle)
Lineage: Eukaryota; Metazoa; Chordata; Testudines; Dermochelyidae
Gene: NPL
Product: N-acetylneuraminate pyruvate lyase
Exons: 12
Coding region: 247-1158 (303 amino acids)
Biological process (GO): N-acetylneuraminate catabolic process
Molecular function (GO): N-acetylneuraminate lyase activity; 4-hydroxy-tetrahydrodipicolinate synthase activity
Source: RefSeq, a predicted model, not a curated record
GGGGGACUGAGUUUCUGAGCCGUGUGGUUGUAACAGAUUUUGUCCCCUUCCCCCAUCCCCUGUAAGGCUCAUGUGAUGCUGUUAUCUCUGGGCUGGAGCUGUUCACCCAAUGUGCAAAUCAGCAUGUUCUCAAGAGAGCUUAUGCUGUGUGCUGUCUCAGUUAUUUCCAUACUAUGUGUCCUCGGGGCAAAACAUGUUAGAAAGUAGCUUUGCGUUAACAGGACUCACAAUCCACUCUGUUGCUCAAUGGCAUCCCUAAAGAGAUUGCAGGGUCUCACAGCAGCUACAAUCACUCCAAUGACUCCAGAUGGAGAAAUUAACCUCUCUGUGAUUGGGCAAUAUGUGGAUUAUCUUGUAAAAGAGCAGGGUGUGAAGAACGUUUUUGUGAAUGGCACAACAGGAGAAGGGCUGGCACUGAGCACCCAGGAGAGGAAGCAGCUGGCAGAGGAGUGGGUGACCAAAGGGAAAAACAAGUUGGAUCAUGUGAUCAUUCACGUGGGUGCAUUAAGUCUACCAGAAGCAAAGGAACUGGCCAAACAUGCAGCUGCAAUAGGAGCCAGUGGUAUCGCUGGGAUCGCCCCCUUUUUUUUCAAACCUACAAACAAAGAUACAUUGGUUGCUUUCUUACGGGAAGUUGCAUCUGAAGCCCCUGGCAUUCCAUUUUAUUACUAUCACAUUCCUCCUUUAACAGGUGUAAAGAUUCGUGUUGAGGAGCUCCUGGAUGGGAUAAAAGAACAGAUCCCCACAUUCCAGGGGGUGAAGUUCAGUGACACAGACCUCUUGGACUUUGCACAGUGUGUGAAGAACCACAAAGAGCAGUUUGUGCUACUCUAUGGGGUGGAUGAGCAUCUGCUGAGCGCACUGGCAAUGGGAGCAUCUGGGGCUGUUGGAAGCACAUACAACUACCUGGGCAAAAAAAACAACUUGAUGUUGGAGGCUUUUGCAAAGCAAGACCUCGCAUUAGCACAACAAUAUCAGUUCUGUACAGGAGAAUUUCUCAGCUUUGUAUUCAAACUAGGUUUUGGUGUUGCACAGACUAAAGCAGUCAUGACUUUUACCUCAGGGAUUCCAAUGGGUCCCCCACGGCUUCCGCUCCUGAGUGCCUCUGUGGAUUUUAUUGAGAAAGCAAAAGCCAAAAUGGCGAGCCUGAUUCUGUGACUGUCCCAGCAGUUGAUCUGAUAUGAAUAUGGAUCUGGAGGUUUGGGGCCUCUGCUUUUGUGAUUCAUCACUCAGUGUUCUCAGGAAUUUGUAAUAAGUGGUUUCCUGUCAGGGAUGGCCCUGCUAGCCUGUGUCUUGCUGUCUUUCCUUUAGCAUUACUCAAAGGUGGAACCUUUAUAAUACAGGUGAAUUCUGUUUAUCUGAAUGACCUGGAGGACAUCAGAGACCUUUGGAUAACCGGGUGUUCAUAAAAUAGAAGUGCUAUUUUUAGCUGCAAUUUCACAGGUCUGGUCUGUGCUUCAAAUUGAGGUCAACCGAGCUACGUUGUUAAGAUGCCCAAACCUCUCUGAUAGACGUGGCUAGGUCAAUGGAAGAAUUCUUCUGUUGACCUAGCUACCAUCUCUUGGAGAGGUGGAUUAUCUACACUGAUGGAAACCCCCUUCUGUUGCUGUAGGAAGCGUCUACGCUAUGGUGCUACAGCAGCACAAUUCCAGUGCCAUAGCUGUAACACUUGAGUGGCUCUAGUGUAGACAAAGCCACUGUUUCAUGCUGCAGUGAUGCCAGUCCCAGAGGGAGGAGGGGAGAAAAGGAUCUGGUAUCACUGCAGAAUGAAAGGGUGGGGGUGGUAGUGGUGGAAGGGAGGCAAAGAGGAGGAUGGAAGAGAGAAAAGGAAGGAGAUAGAGGGGAAGGAGCUGCAGGAGACCGGAGCCUUCUUGACAGCCCAGGAUUCCACAAGCACCAGGACAAAUACUGUAAUGAGGGGCACAGCUGGCUGGCUGGCUCCCUCCCCCACAGCUGUCAGUGCUAGCAAGUGCUCAAACAGCACCAAGGAAGUUCUUGUCUCCUGCAGCUAUUCCACCUCUCUUCACACCCUUGGGGAUUCACAAUGUAGUUAUCUGAAUGAACAGUGUAUUUUCCCCCAUGCGUUUAAUGAGCCACUAAGAGGUUAACUGAAGAGCAUUCAGCACCGGCACUGCUGAUUCAGCUCAUCAGGAUUUUCAGUUAAUUGAAAUUUGAACUUUGCCUGUAGUUGCCUCUACCCUAUGGUGCACAAAAGCAAGGUAUGCUUCUAACGAAGCAAACUUAUAAGGGUAUGUCUGUACUGAAAAUGCUACAGCUGCAGUCCUUCAGUAUAGACACUACUUAUGCCGAUGGAAGAGGAGAAGGAAUUCCAGCAAGGAACCUGAAUUCCUCUGGAAAGGGAAGAGGACUCUCUAUAAAGGACUUCUGACUUCCAGAAUUUCCAUCUACUAUGACAGUCCCAACCCUCUUCCCUCCCCCCCCACUUUUUAUGAUGCUGAGAUGAGGGUGAAGUAAUGUCUAUUGUACUCUGACAUGACAUCAUUCUGCUCAGCCUGGUAUUUUAGUGCAGCUGUUAUGUCAGAUGAACCUACAAAAAAAUCCCAUUUUUACCAGUGAGUAAAAGGAAUCAGGUUUCUUUUCCGAGAACUACCAGAAGACAUUCUUCUUCCAUAACCUUCUUUCCCUUCAUCUCUCUUCUCCAUUUUCUUGUUCUCCCUGUAUUUCCUCAAACAAAAAAUUCUAAGUACUGUAACUUUUGUGACAGAAGGCACUUGCUCCAUCUUGUUCCCAGCAUGUGCUGGCUAAAUCAGCACCAGAGCUGGAGCAGGAAUUGAACCAGAGGUUCCACCUGACAAUGCAAAGCACUACUGCUUCUUACAAAUGUCAUUUAUUGCUGAUGUUAAGGGGCCCUCUACACAUAUUGGAUCUAAUGUUCCACUACACCCUGUGUAUUUGUUUACACCUUGGCAAAAUGCUACCAUCUAGGUGCCUGGAGAAUUUUGAUUUGGUAGCAUUUUAUACCCACUUUGCAUGUGCAAGAAUGACUGCAUGUGCAAGACAGGGAGAAUCAGGUCUGAGAAUCUGGUGAUCUGUUGCUAUUUUAGUAUCCAAGCAUUCUGGGUAAGCUGGAGAGUCACCUUCCAUUAACUUCUUCAGUUUGGCAGUAAUAAUCUCACUUUCUGUCUGCAGAACACAAACUGUAGAAGUCCUGACUGAGUUAGAUGGUUGACGUGAUUUUUCUCCUGAAUCUGUAAGCUUCCCUGGUGGAUCAAACAUGAAAGAAGGUAGCCUCUGAAAUAGCAAAGAGCACUGCACGUUUGCAGCUGUUCCUUGCACAACCAACCAUUGAUUGGAGCAAGCAUGCAGAGAGCCAGCAUGAUAAAAAUCAUAGGAAAGAAUAAGACAGUGCACACUCCCAGAUUUAGCUACGUGUAUUUUAGGAGAACUCUGCUGUGUAUUCCUUAAAGCUUUUACUUUGAUGUUUUUAAGUUCUCUAAUCCAAAUGAGAUUCUCUAUUGCUGUUCCAAUGCUCUAUGCACAUAACAAUGCACUAUUACUUACUUUCUGCAUAUUUUAACAUAAUAUAUAGAUGCAUCUAAACAUGAGAUCUUCAACUGAAUAACUUUUCUAACAGACCCAAAUUAUUCCUGGUAUUUUUAAGUGUCUAUUGGUCUGAAUAUACAAAUCUCCAGAUAUUAAAGUGUGUUUACCUCUGAAAAUUUGUUUAACAUUUUCAGUGAAAUUUUUGUAUAUUUUCUUAGUGAUCAUAAAAGCAUUCUUAAAAACA